Messenger RNA from Chenopodium quinoa (quinoa), 1484 nucleotides. Its product is annotated as 2-hydroxyisoflavanone dehydratase-like. The record is from RefSeq and is a predicted model, not a curated record. The transcript has a single exon. The coding region runs from base 137 to 1066 and encodes 309 amino acids. Lineage: Eukaryota; Viridiplantae; Streptophyta; Magnoliopsida; Caryophyllales; Amaranthaceae. Gene Ontology annotation, molecular function: hydrolase activity.
UGUGACUUUAACCUUCUACCAUGUCUUAUAAGUCCUGAUAGACUGCACCUCUUUAUCUUAGAAUACUUAUUGUUGAUGCAAAUCUCUCAUUUUCUGAAGUUUCAUCACUUCUCAAACACUGUACUCUUAUUCAUUUAUGAUGAACUCUACAUCAGAAGAGGUAAAAGUAGAGCUUCCGGGGUUCGUCCGAGUCUAUAAAGAUGGCUCAGUUGAGAGGCUUUUUGGUUCACCACUAGGACCUCCCACUCUUGAAGACCCAAAAACCGGUGUCUCUUCAAAAGACGUCACAAUCUCCAGUGACAAAAAUCUUUCAGCUAGGCUUUAUCUGCCCAAACUCGCCUCAAACAACCACCCCAUCUUAGUUUACUUUCACGGUGGUGGCUUUUGUGUUGAAUCUGCUUUCUCUCUUCCCCACCAGCGUUACAUGAACAUCCUUGCCUCACAAGGCGGAGUGGUGAUUGUUUCAGUUGAGUAUAGGCUUGCACCCGAGCACCCUCUUCCCACUGCCUAUGAAGACUGUUGGACUUCCCUUAACUGGGUUGCGUCGCUUCAAGACCCGUGGUUGGCAAGCCAUGGAAGUCUUGAUGCACUCUUUAUUGGGGGUGACAGUUCUGGAGCCAACAUAGCCCACAACCUAGCCAUGAGGGCAGGUACUGAGAGUUUAGACAAUGGGGUUAAGAUCCUAGGAGCAUUUAUAUCGCAUUCACACUUAAUGGAUGACCCAAGUUCGUCAAAUUUGGAUGUUCAGAUGGGUUAUAAAGUAUGGAACUUUGUGUAUCCUGAUGCGCCUGGUGGUUCAAAUAGCCAUAUGAUUAAUCCAAUGGCUGAUGGUGCUCCGAGCUUGGCGCAGCUUGGGUGCUCUAGGGUGCUUGUGAUAGUUGCUGAAAAGGAAGGGCAGAGGGAUACUGAGAUUAGAUACUAUAACGCUGUCAGAAACAGUGGAUUUCAAGGGAGUGUGGAGUUGUUUGAGACCAAAGGAGAAGGCCAUUGCUUUCAUAUUUUUAGCCCGGAUUCGGAGAAUGCAAAGCUGCUGUUCCAACGCCUUACUUCUUUCCUUCAUAAGUGAUCAUUGUAGUUGAUGUGGAUUUGAGUAGCUUUAGUCAAGACUCGAUGUCGAUAUCAUGGUUUGAGUUCAAAGAGUUGUACUAUGGGAUAGGUGUGUUCACAUGCUAUAUUGAUUAUGCUAUAGUUUUUUUACUUCUUUGAUGCUUGUAUUGUCAAUAUCGUGAUUUUGAUGUGAGGGUUUUAUCGUAAUGCUUGGCAGGCGAGAAAGCUACUAGAAUAAGACAUGAAUUUUAAUGUUUCACUAUGAAUCUUACAUGAUUUUUACUUUACGGAUUGGAUUUUAUGAGGAGAGAGGGUUGGAUUUAGGUGUUUGUUUUCCUAGGUGAUUUAGGGGUGUUUGACAAUUGGCUUUUUGCCUAUCUUUUGGCUUUUGGCUUUUGUCUAUUUGAUUUGGUCAAACAGUCAAAAAAUAUGUUUAA